AGAUAUUUGCUACACGUUUACUUCGACCAAGAACAUCAGUUCCUUAAUUCUCUCUCUAAAAAAGUUCAAUUGUUUCUGGAGAGAGAAAAUGGUAGCUCGGAAGUUCCUUCUCCAUCACAACGAUUCCAACUUCGAUGUCGAGUACGACACCGACGACGGCUUUGAAGUUUUCAAAUUCCAGCUCUUUUCUCUCACUUCAAUUCCUCCCGAUGAGCAAAAGAUAUUCGGAGGCGACGAUGAUCGGCUUGUAUCAGAUGAAUCUGAUCUCGCCUCAGUUACCGAUAAACUUCGGUUGGUAUCGAUCAACGAAGAAAAAAAACCGGCUGCUGAUGCCGAAUUGGUGAAAUCCGAUGAGGAAUUGGCUCGGAUGUUGCAGGCAGAAGAAGAAGCCCUUAUGUUUCAGCAGUAUGCCGUCGUUGAAGAUAAGGGUAAGGGACAAAUCGAACAAAUUGUACGGCCUUAUAUUAACCAGGUUCUAAUGUAUGAAGAUAUGAAUCGCCAGGAGGAAGCUCGGAAGACGGUACCCGUAGAGAGGUUAGAGGAGAAAGCAUUAGUUGCACUGGCCAAGGAGGGAAACUUUAAACCAUCAAAAAGUGAACAAGAUGAUGCUUUCCUGCUGCAACUGCUUUUCUGGUUCAAACAAUCAUUCAGGUGGGUACAUGCACCUCCUUGUGAUAGUUGUGGCAAUGAAACCAUAAAUCAGGGCAUGGGUGUUUCAAUUCCUUCAGAAACACAGUAUGGAGCUUCUCGAGUUGAACUUUAUCGCUGCAAUACUUGCUCAAGAAUCACUCGUUUCCCACGGUACAAUGAUCCAGUAAAGCUUCUGGAAACAAGAAGGGGGCGCUGUGGGGAGUGGGCCAAUUGCUUCACACUCUAUUGUCGAGCUUUUGGCUAUGAAUCUCGUCUUAUCAUGGAUUUAACAGAUCAUAUUUGGACUGAAUGCUUCUCACCUUUCCUUGGAAGAUGGAUGCAUCUUGAUCCUUGUGAAGGAAUAUAUGACAAUCCACUAUUAUAUGAGAAGGGCUGGCAAAAGAAAUUGAACUAUGUAAUUGCUAUUGCAAAAGAUGGAGUGUGUGAUGUCACUAAACGUUACACAAGGAAGUGGCAUGAGGUUCUGACUCGACGAAAUAUUACUACGGAGCCUGUUCUAUCUACUCUUCUCUCUAAUAUAACAAGAGAGUGUCGAAAGAAUUUUACAUCUCAAGUGCUUUCAGCACUUGAACAACGUGACAGGAAUGAAGCAGAAUCACUUGAGAGAGAUUUACAUUCUAAAGAUGAUGCUUCGAUCUCAUUACCUGGUAGACUAAGUGGAGACAAGGAAUGGCGUAUAUCAAGGUCAGAAUUUGGUUCUGAUGAGAAUGAAUAUUUAAGUUCUUCUUCCUGUCCAGUCCGUAAAUGCAUAGAUGAGCAUGUGACAAAGAUCUACAAUGGAUUUUGUCCUAUCAUUUCCCAUUUCGUGGAGAAAUCAUUUUCUAAAUCUAGAGCUGUUGAAGUCCUUAAAUUUUUCAGAGGAAUUUUGAUCAAUCUCAAGAAUUGCCCUUUUAGAAUGAGGAGAACAUCUAUAAACUCUGUUUCAAAAGAUGCUCAAUAUUUUGUCAAUCAGCUGUUGCCCUCUUUUAAUCAGCUCCUUGAUGCUCUUUCCCUGAAGAGUGAAUUGGUAAAUGGGAGUGUUGACAUUUGUUUGGCCGCCGAUCCUGUAAAAACUUCCAUAGCAUUGCCUGUUGUGUUCCAUGCCUUGGAUGACGUGAUUCAUAAUGUCAACAAAUGCGACAACUUCAGCAAAGAUUCCCUAGCUUGGCCACUUUUGAAGUCAAACAGAAUAUGUUCUGGUUUAGUCCUUGCUAGUGGUGAAGAACUUCCUUUUGGAAUUGCAACAUCUGCCUUUGAUGGAACUCGCAUGUCAAAGUGGGAAGAACCAAAUGGUGCAAGAGAUUGUUGGCUCAUAUACAAGUCAUGGGACAAUCGAAAGCAUGAGCUUGUUGCGUAUGAGUUAAUGUCGGCCAACGAUGCUCCAGAGAGAGAUCCAAUGGAUUGGAUUCUGGAAGGGAGUGAUAAUGGGGGUUCCAGCUGGCGUGUUUUAGACAAACAAACUUCUCAGAUGUUCGACAACCGUUUCCAGCGAAAAACAUUUAAGAUCAGUUCCCAGGGUUUCCGGUCCAAUGCAUUCAGAUUUAAGUGUCUAGCGGUUCGAGAUGUUCAAGCAACUUCACGGUUUCAAAUAGGUAGCAUUGACCUCUAUGCAAAACUGCAGAUAGUGGUCAUAGAGUGAAAAUCAUCUGGCAAAUUCGGUGAUUUCUAAACUGUUUCUGAUGCUAGAGCAUUUGUCCAUCCUAUUCCGAUUGGAAACCCAGUUAUAAGAAUUUAAACAAAUCUGAAAUCUGCGUUGUUCCUCUACUGUUGAUUGAAUUGGUUCUGAACUCACCAUAGUGUCUGCAAGGUCAUUGGAAAGGCCAUGUGUUAUUUGUAACACUAUAAUGAUAUUUCAGUGUCUAAAUCAACUGUGUCCAAAAGAACCUAAAUAUUCUCUCUGUAAACUCACUUCAAUGUUUGUAUAAUCUGCUGUGAUGUUUCAUUCAUGGAGGGUGAUGUUACAGUGAGUGUUCAAAAUGUUCGUAGUUUGUAACCUGUGUGGUGUUGAGGUACAAAAAUUUAAGUACCAACAAAUGCACAUUGAUUUCAUAUUGUAUAAAAUUGACAUUUGCUAGCAAAGCCUUGUGUAUGGCUUUGGUGAA
Cornus florida is the source of this 2732-nucleotide messenger RNA. RefSeq names its product peptide-N(4)-(N-acetyl-beta-glucosaminyl)asparagine amidase. The transcript has 17 exons. Gene Ontology annotation, biological process: protein deglycosylation; glycoprotein catabolic process; protein quality control for misfolded or incompletely synthesized proteins. The record is from RefSeq and is a predicted model, not a curated record. Gene Ontology annotation, cellular component: nucleus; cytosol. Lineage: Eukaryota; Viridiplantae; Streptophyta; Magnoliopsida; Cornales; Cornaceae. Gene Ontology annotation, molecular function: peptide-N4-(N-acetyl-beta-glucosaminyl)asparagine amidase activity. Bases 89 to 2269 code for a protein of 726 amino acids.